This is a messenger RNA of Epinephelus fuscoguttatus (brown-marbled grouper), 5403 nucleotides long. RefSeq names its product EMILIN-1-like. The record is from RefSeq and is a predicted model, not a curated record. Bases 405 to 3878 code for a protein of 1157 amino acids. Lineage: Eukaryota; Metazoa; Chordata; Actinopteri; Perciformes; Serranidae. Gene Ontology annotation, molecular function: protein binding. The transcript has 14 exons.
GGAGCAGCAGCUGGUCUCGGUUCAGUCUGUCGCAACGGUUUUCUUCUUCUUCUCUUUGUUUAACUGAGAAGUUCUGAUCAACAAACUGCGGCUGCUGCAGGCGGAUUAAACCCGGAUUAAAUCCGAAUUAAAGGCUGAUGAGCAGCAGGAGCGGGACCUGAAGACCCGGGACCUGGAGACCCGGGACCUGGAGACCUGGGACCCCGAGCGGAUCAGAGGGGAGAGGAGUGUUUGGACCAGAAUCUGGAUCAUGGGUCGGUAGGACGGACGGACGGACCGACGGACUCUGUGGAAACUUUUUUCUUUGUCUCCAUGGAGACGGGAGUUUUUCCCGGCAAUUAAGGAGUUGAUCACACUGUGAUCAGGUAUUGAUACCCUGUAUUGAUCGUGUACUGAUCGGCGGGAUGGGCGCGCUCCUCCUGUUGCUGCUCGCGCUCUUGACCUGCGGACACGCCAAGAGCGCGUUCACGCAGCGACCAUCCUACAGCCUGUACGCCGGCGGGCACGCGCACGGAGCUCGAGCUGCCAGCAGACACAGAAACUGGUGUGCAUUUGUGGUGACGAAGACAGUGAGCUGUGUGGUCGAGGACGGAGUAGAGACCUACGUGAAGCCUGAUUAUCAUCCGUGCAGCUGGGGGAGCGGACAGUGCAGCAGGGUGGUGGUGUACCGCACCUACAUGAGACCCCGCUAUAAAGUGGCCUACAAAAUGGUAACAGAGAUGGAGUGGAAGUGUUGCCAUGGUUACAGUGGAGAGGACUGCAACGAUGGUCCAGUUGGAGGAGCAGGAACUCAGCCCAGACCGGGACAAGGAGGACAGAGGGGAGAGACAAACUAUGGACAGGGGGGAGGAGGAGGAUAUGGACCUGGACAGAGUGGAGGACACAGUGGACGAGUUGAGAAUGAAAAGAUGAGGCAGCUGGAGGAGAAGAUCCAGAGUUUGACCAAAAACCUCCAGGACCUUCAGUCCACCCUGAGCAACAUGAACAGACUGAGCAUCAGUGCAGGAGGAGGAGGAGGAGGAGGUACCUCCUCAGGAGGAAGAAACCCCGCUGAUGCAGCUCAGCCGGAGAUUAAAGAGACGAUUCACAGCAUUCAGACCAAACUGGACCAGCUGGACAACCGUACACAGGCUCAUGAUAAAACUCUGGUCAGCAUCAACAACCACCUGGUGAAUGGGAAAGGGAACGACCUGGAUGGAGGUCUGUCUGGAGGAGGACUGAGCGGAGGGAGGCUGAAUUCACUGAAGGAGGAGAUCCUGAGGGAGUUGGAGAGGAGGGUGUCGCUAUCCUGCUCCUCCUGUCAGGCUGGUGUGGAGGAUCUGCGCCGGCAGCAGCAGGAGGACAGGGAGAGUAUCCGAAGUCUGCAGAAGCAGUUGAAUGCCAUGGAUGUUCGGUAUCGGCAGGGCUUGGACGGGCUGCGACGGGAAGUGAUGCAUCUGAAAGGAUGCUGUGACACUGUUGAUGACCUCCAAAACCGCAUCACUGAUGCUGAGCGCAAGAUCAGCUCGGCCUCAGAGAACUUUGAUGUUCUGCAGAACCGUGUGGACAAGGAGCUCAGCGGAGGAGGCGGCAGCAGCAACAGGGAGAAUGGCGGCUUCAGAGGAGGAGGGUUUACUGGUGGCGAUGAAAUCAGGGGAAAAGGGAGGGAUGUUGUGGUGACAGAGGACAGACUGGACAAUCAGCUAAAGGACCUGGAGCAGCGGAUCAACAACACUGUGCAGCGGACGGAGCAGAGCUGCUCAUACCUGGAAAACGAUCUGAAGGACUACAUUCACAGAGAACUGGGGGACCUGAGAACGGUCUUCCUGGACCGCUUCGAUGACCAGGCCUUCAGGAUCGCAGACGUGGAGCUGGACGUGGGGCUGGUGAAGGACAGGGUGAGCGACCACGACAACCGGCUGUCCAACCUGGAAAACAAGACGUCCCUCCUGAGCUGGAGUCUGGAGGAGUGCAGCUGUGGAGGGUCUGAGGGAGGAGGAGGAGAAGGGGGAAGAGGAGGGGGUGACUGGGUAGGUGGAGGAGGACGUUCAGAAGAACGUCCGGGAGGAGGAUCUACAGGUGGAGGGUCAACAGGUGGAGGGUCUACAGGUGGAGGAUCUACAGGUGGAGGGUCUACAGGUGGAGGGUUACCUGGUUCAGGAGGAGACAGAGAGAGUGCAACAGAGAAAUCACUGGAGUGGAGAGUGAUCGCCAACGAGGAUCAGAUUCGACACUUUAACACUCGACUCAAAGACCUGUCGGUUUCUGGAGACUCUCUGCUCGACAAGGUGGUGGACCUGAGCCAUGACGUCCGUAAGAUCAAAGCUCUGACUGGAGAUCAUGGCGAACACUUUAACCGGAUCGUGACAGAGGUGGAGCUGCUGGGACAUGACUGUGAACUAUGCAGGAAGGUGGAGGACGAGCUUCGGAGGCUGAAGAAUCAUUCCCAAGAUGCACUGGGGCACGUGCAGAGCCACAUCAACAGACUCCAGAUCAGAUUGGACUCAGGGAGGGACAGCUGUUUCCAGAUGUGUUCACAGCUGGAGGACGACGUCCGCCUGCUAAGAGAUGAUGUUAGGAGGUGCACCGGCCAAUGUAAGACCAGCUCGGACACGCCCACAGGUGGUGGAACUGGUGGCACUGGUGGCGCUGGUGCUGGUGGUAGCAGUGGACGUGGACCUGGGUUGGACGCUGAGAAGCCUCUAGAUGGCCACAGCGUGAUCGGAGGCUCCAUCAACAACAACCAGCUGAAGACGCUGCAGGGUGAACUGUCUGAGGUCAUCCUCACCUUCAGCUCCAUCAACGACACGCUUAAGGGACUCGAACACACGGUACAGAAACACGGCAGCGUCAUCACCGACCUUGGAAACACAAAGGAUAAGAUCAUUUCUGAGCUGGACAAAAUCCAGCAGGAGGUGACGGAGCACAUCGAGGACAGCCGCGACCGUCUGGAUGGGAUGGACGGGGAUGUGCGGCGGUUCGAGAACACGCUCUUGGUGGAGAUGGGAGACUGUAAGAGGUCUGGAGACGGUCUGGAGAAGAGGCUUUCGAAGCUGGAGGGAGUCUGUGGGCGGCUGGAUGGCGUCUCUGAUUCCAUUCUGAAAAUUAAAGAAGGACUGAACCGCCACGUGUCGAGUUUGUGGACAUGUGUCUCUGGUCUGAAUGAUUCAGUAGUUCAUCAUGGAGGAAUCAUGGACAUCAUUCAGAAGAACCAGGACGAUGUCUACGGCAGGAUGAAGAACCUGAACUCAAGCCUGAACCAGGUCCUCAAAGACCUUCAGACUUUUUCUGAACAUGAUCUGACAGGCCUGCCUGGACCCCCAGGACCCCCCGGAGAAAGAGGCUUCAAUGGGCUGCCAGGUCCCCGAGGGCCCCUGGGACCUCCUGGACGGCCAGGUGAAAGUGGAACACGAGGUUUGCCCGGUCCCAAAGGUGAAACAGGUCUGCCUGGCGCGGACGCUCACAUUCCCCGACUGUCCUUCUCUGCGGCUCUCACCGUUCCCAUGGAGCGAGCUGGAACCAUUGUGUUCGACAAGAUCUUUGUCAAUGAAGGAGAUUUCUAUGACCCGAGAACAGGUAUUUUCACCGCCCCUGUAGAUGGACAUUACUUCUUUAGUGCCAUCCUGACGGGUCAUAAGAAUGAGAAGAUUGAGGCGGUUCUGUCUAAGUCGAACUACGGCAUGGCGCGGGUGGAUUCUGGUGGCUACCAGCCUGAAGGUCUGGAGAACAACCCUGUGGCCGAGGCUAAAACCCCUCCAGGAUCUCUGGCUGUCUUCAAUAUCAUCCUGCCUCUGCAGACUCGGGACACAGUCUGCAUCGACCUGGUGAUGGGUAAACUGGCGCACUCUGUGGAGCCCCUCACCAUCUUCAACGGCGUGCUGCUGUAUGAAGACAUGUGACCAUGUCAUGAUAAAACCACAGGAGGCUGCACUAUAAAGUAUGAUGUCACUCCCUCUUUGAAGAAUGAUGCUAAACAGAUGAACAGAUUUGCGUUUCCAUAUUCAGACAGAUCACAUGUUCUUGUUUUAUAAUAUAAAUCUCAAGAGUCACUUAAUGUGUGGAUGACAUGAGGUCAUAUGAUGUUAAAUCAGAGCAGGACUGUGAGGACAUUUGAUUCUGUACACCAGGAUCACCUGAUGAGUUUUAGAACUGCUUCCUACUGAUGCUUGAAAAUGUUGUCAUUAAUAAUUACAGUGUUAACACUCUGAAGCGACCCCUAAAGGCUGCAGAGUUCAUUACAGCCACAGCAUGAACAAACUGAUCCUCAGAGAGUCAUCAAAGCUACGAAGAUCAGUGUCUGAAUGUUCACUGAUCAUCUGACUGGGAGAUGUUGAGAUAUAAGAUCAUAGACUGAGAUGUUGGACGGACAGAAAGAUGGACGCUUGUUGCCGUCCUCGAGACCCGCCCCCGGUAGCUCAGGCUUUAUAAAAGCAGAAUGUGUUUCUUGUUGGAUUUUAUGACUGAGAUGAGUUCACAUUUUGAAUGUUUCAUAUUAAGCUGCAGUGUUUCUUGUUUUGUUUGUAUGUUCUGCCAAGUAUUUAAGCCAUCGUCACAUAAUUUCACUCUGAUGGACAAAUGUGACAAGACAAAGCUGAAAAUACUACAUUUGCUUAUUGUCAGUAAAUCCCAUUAAAUGUCCGGUGGUGGAUAAAAUGUUCAGAUCAUAUCUAUCAAUCAAUCAAUCAAUCAAUCAAUCAAUCAGUUUUAUUCAGAAAGCCCAAUGUCACAAAUCACAAUUUGCCUUGCAGGGCUUUACAGCAUAUGAUAUCUCUCUGUACUUAGGACUCUCACAGCUGAUCAGGAAAAACUCCCCAAAAAACUUCAACAGGGGAAAAAAACGGUAUGAAAACCAGCAGACAAACUUAAUUUCAGGUAAAAUCCUGCAGUCUAAGUGUUACUUAAUACAAGUCUUAUCAACCAAAUCUACUUAAAGUAUUAAAAGUCCAACAACGGAGCUCUGAGGUUAAAGGUUAAAGGGAGUGUGAAAAUGGGAUCUAUUGACAAAAAUAGAAAUAUUUAGUAUUAUCAGAUAAAGAUUUUCAGAGUUAUAUUAAACACAUGAAGCUGAGAACGAUGGACAACAUGUUACUGCCUGAGAAGGACAAAGGGUAUGAAUCAUGUAUUUCAACAGAUCAAGACAUUUAAAGAUUUCCGAUGGUCGUCAGUUACAGACGUGAUGUGAGGUCGUGUUUGUCUCGACUCUUAACAGUUUACAGAUAAACUGAUGGACAAAAGGAUCACAGAUAUUUAUAAUAUGAUACCUAUGUUCAUUGACGCUUAAGCAGAUCUGAACAGCAGUGGAUUUAACAGACUUUAUUCUCUUACAGGUUUUAGUUCCAGUUUUCAUAUUAACUUGUCCUUUACACUUCACACUAUUGUAUUGACAAAUAAUUUUCACUGUCAUUAAACACAAGUCAAACCAGG